Ectocarpus siliculosus is the source of this 3888-nucleotide messenger RNA. NCBI's taxonomy places the organism in Eukaryota, Phaeophyceae, Ectocarpales, Ectocarpaceae. The record is from the annotation of a GenBank genome assembly.
AUGGCCACCCUGGUGCCGCAAGACGAGUCCUCACAGGACGCAUUGCUCCCCAAGGCUGGUCUCCCUGAUGCGAAAGACACCACCGAUGCGGAGAGCAAGAAGAUGAUGGCCAACACAGUCGCCAAACCUGACCCCUCCACCGAGAAAAAAGGCGAUAAACCGAAAGAAGAACCUAAGCCUCAGGUGCCGUUCUCUAAGCUCUUCACCUUCGCAGACCAGAGGGAUAUGCUUUUCAUGUUCAUAGGAACGAUCGCAGCGUGCGUCCAAGCCUGCACAAUGCCUCUGUUCAUGACCACGUUCGGGGAUACGCUCGAUGGUCUUGGACAGCCGACUGAGGACGGCGAGGUUUCCUCGGUAGCAGAAACCGUCCAGAAGUUCGUUGUCCUCUUCGGCGUGAUAGGAGUCCUCUCCGGGGUGUCUGGGUUCGCCAUGGUCUCUCUCUGGAGCAUUGCUGGAGAGUGCCAGGCGUUGCGCAUGCGGAGGGAAUACGUGAAGUGCAUCCUGAAGCAGGACAUCGGAUGGUUCGAUGAGCACCCCGCGGGGCAGCUUCCCACGGCCGUCACCGCCAACAUGGCAAAGGUGCAGGACGGCUUGGGCAGGAAGAUCGGGGAUUCUAUCCUCAACGGUCUUGGCGGUAUUGCCUUGCUGAUCACGGCGAUGGUGGUGAACUGGCAACUCGGAUUGAUUAUGUUGGGCUGCGUUCCGUUGAUUGGCGUUACCGUGGCCAUCGUCACCCAGCUCAUGUCAAGCACCACCCAGGUCCUCAGUGGCAUCCGCACGGUGGCCUCCCUGGGCUCGGAGGAGAUCGAGCUCAAGCGCUACUCCACUCACCUGGACGGCGCGUACGCGGCCGGGGUGAAGGAGGGCGUGUCUACGGGCCUCGGCAACGGGGCGUUGUUCAUGGCCUUCUACUCGAGCUACGGCCUCGCCUUCUGGUUCGGCACCAAGCAGGUUGCAGACGGCGGCGGCCGUACAGGCGGCGAAGUCCUCUCGUCGAUAUUUGCCGUUCUUAUGGGGGCGAUGAUGUUGGGCCAAACCGCUCCGGGUAUCACCGCCGUCGGAAUCGCUCGCGGAGCCGCCGUGGAGGUGUUCGAGACCUUGGAGCGCACGCCCCCGAUCGACUCGUCUUCGAAGGACGGACUCAAGCCGGACAAGGUGGAAGGGAAGGUGGUUUUCCACACGGUGGGCUUCAGCUACCCGGCUAGGCCGAACGACGUGGUGUACAACUCCCUCAGCCUAGAGGUAGCCGUCGGCAAGACCCUCGCCCUCGUCGGGCCGUCCGGCGGAGGCAAGUCCACCGUAACCAAGCUGCUGCUGCGUUUCUACGACCCCACCUCCGGGAGUGUCAGUCUCGACGGCACGGACAUCAAGUCUCUCAACGUCGCCUGGUACAGGCAGCAGAUCGGUUACGUGGGGCAAGAGCCGGUGCUAUUCGCCGGAACGAUCGGGCUCAACAUCGCCAACGGCAAGCACGGGGCCGCCACCCAGGACGAAAUUGUUGCGGCCGCAAAGGCUGCGAACGCGCACGACUUCAUCGAGAGCUUUCCUGAUGGAUAUAACACUGGGGUGGGCGAGGGAGGGUUCCAGCUCUCCGGAGGCCAGAAGCAGCGCAUUGCAAUUGCCCGUGCGAUCAUCAAGGACCCGGCCAUCUUGCUCCUCGACGAGGCUACGUCCGCGCUCGACUCGGAGAGCGAAAAGGUGGUACAAGCCGCCCUGGACCAGCUCCACAAGGACAAGCCGCGCACGACCGUGACCAUCGCGCACCGUCUAUCCACCAUCCAAGGCGCCGACAAGAUCGCCGUUAUCGACAAGGGCGUCGUCGAGCUGGGAACGCACUCCGAGCUCCUCGCCCUCAACGGCGUCUACCAUACGCUCUGCUCCAGCCAGACCGGCGGCACGACGGAGGGGCUCGCGGGCGGCGACAAUGCCAUGGAACUCAGAACCUCGAAUGAAAACAUCGCGAGCGAGUCUGGCGCGGGCGAUGUCAAAUCAGGGAGCCCCAAGGACGCCACCCCCGGAGGUGCUCCGAUGGACGGCUCUUCGGGAGCGGACAAGCAGAAGAGCAAAGAGGAGCAGGAAGAGAAGCUUCCCGCGCCCGCUAGUGGUCGAAUGUGGGCGCUGAACAAGGGAGACUGGCCGUGGCUGCUCAUGGGAUUCGUGGGCGCGGUGGUGGCGGGAGGUUGUGCUCCCAGCGAGGGAGUGUUCCUCGCGCAAGGGCAGAGCAACUUGUACCUGGAAGACACGGAACAAAUGCGCAAGAUCGGCAACCGUUGGGCACUCGGCUUCGUGGGGCUCGGAUUCCUCAACCUAGUGGGAAACAUGGCCCUGUCGACUGGAUUCACCGUGUCAGGCGAACGAUUGACGAGGACUCUGCGAUACAUGGCGUUCGAGGCUAUGGUGCGGCAUGACAUCGCGUGGUUUGAUGAAGAAUCGUCUGCAGUUGGUGUCCUUACAACCCGCCUAGAGGCAGAGGCCUCUAUGGUUCGAAAAGCGACUGGAGGAAACGUUGCCCACGCGACCCAGCUGAUGAUGACCCUUACGGUGGGAACACUCAUCGGGCUUGCCUUCGCAUGGCAGAUCGGUUUGCUCGCUAUCGCGACAAUUCCCCUGAUAGCGGUCGCCGGGAUCGUUCAGAUGGCAAUGAUGACGGGAGGAUACGGGGACAACGACGGUCUCGACGGCGGCGGCAAAGCGGCGGGUCUGCUGAGCUCUGCCCUGCAGGGAAUGAGCACCGUGGCCGCGUUCAACAUGCAGGAGAGGCUCGCCGCUGAAUACAAGCAAGCCUCGGAGGGCUCCCUCGAUGCUCGACGGAAGCGCGGCUUGAUCGCUGGAGCGGCUUUCGGCUACAGCCAGGGCAUCACCUUCUGGGUGUUUGCGCUCAUGUUUUACGUCGGGGCGAUCAUGGUCGACAACGGUCAGGUCGAGUACGGAGAUUUUUUCACAGCCAUGUUCGCGGUCAUCUUCGGAGCCUUCGGGGUAGGACAGAUAACCGGGGACUUCAAGGACGCUGGGAAAGGCCAACAGGCGGCUGCAAAGAUCUUCCGUCUCACAGAUGAGCCUCUGAACAUCGACCCGCUUUCCGAGAAGGGGGCUAGACCCUCAGAAACCAAGGGCGCCCUCGAAUUCAAGAACAUCUUCUUCAACUACCCUUGCAGGCCCAACAUGCAGAUCUACGGAUCGGACAAGUACCCCCAAGGGUUCUGCUUGAACGUCGCGGCGGGCGAGACUGUGGCGCUCGUGGGACCCUCCGGAGGGGGAAAGUCCACCUGCAUGGGGCUUUUACUCAGGUUUUAUGAGCCUUCUAAGGGAAGCGUGACAAUCGAUGGCCGCGACAUCACGGAAGUCAACGUCACGUGGCUCCGCUCGCAGAUCGGCUACGUCGGUCAGGAGCCGGUGCUGUUCCAGGGAACGAUCCGCGAAAAUAUCGCCAAGGGCGACCCCAGCGCAAGCGAUGAGAGAAUUCAGGAGGCCGCGAAGGCCGCCAACGCCCACGACUUCAUCUUACGCGACUUCCAGGGAGGGUAUGAGGCUGAAGUGGGAGAGAAGAGCGCUCUUUUGUCCGGCGGCCAGAAGCAAAGAAUCGCCAUCGCCAGGGCCAUCCUACGGAACCCGCCGAUUCUGCUCCUCGACGAGGCUACGUCGGCGCUAGACAACGAAAGCGAGAAAGUGGUGCAAGAGGCCCUUGACCAGCUGCAGGCGAAGCAGAAGCGCACGACCCUUACCGUGGCGCACCGCCUGACCACGAUUCGCAACUCCGACAAGAUCGCCGUGCUCAACGGCGGGGGCGUACAGGAGCUCGGCACACACGACGAGCUGCUGGCCCUCAAGGGCUUGUACUCCACGUUGUGGAACCAGCAGAAGAGUAAGCCGGCCGGCGGUGGAGCAUGA